UAUUUGUGCACGAAACAUUUAUUUUUGAAAAAUACUCUCCUAAUAGGAGACGGCUUGGUUAGCAGCCGCGAUUUCUAAAGUUAAAGUUGAUGGUUAUUUUAUAAAAGUGACGUAUAUUGUCAUGAUUACACACAGUUUCACUUAGUAAAAUAGGUGCUAUGAAUUUCUCGGAGCUGUUUAGACAGUCAAACCAGAUAUGCAAAUUUUCCCCAGAUGGGAAAUAUUUGGCGUCUGUUGUAGAGUUCAGACUUGUGAUAAGAGAUGUUGAUUCAUUUCAGAUUCAGAAUUUGUUUACAUGUAUGGAUACCAUACAACAUGUAGAAUGGUCUGGUGACUCUCAGUUUAUCCUUUGUGGACUGUACAAGCGUGGACUGGUUCAGGUCUGGUCACUGGAACAACCUGACUGGAAAUGUAAGAUAGACGAGGGUUCAGCAGGACUCUGUGCUGUAAGAUGGAGUCCUGACAGUCGGCAUAUUCUGACCACUGCAGAUUUCCACCUCCGUAUCACAGUAUGGUCACUUGUUACAAAAUCUGUUUCAUACAUCAGAUAUCCUAAACAGUGUCAGCAAAAUAUUAGUUUCUCAGGGGACGGCAGGUAUAUGGCCCUAGCAGAGAGACGAGACUGCCAAGAUUUUAUCAGCAUCUUUGACUGUAGUUCGUGGGAGUUGUUGAAGCAUUUUGAGAGCAGUACAGAUGAUCUAGCAGGAUUACAGUGGUCUCCAGAUAGCACAGUACUCUGUGUAUGGGACACACCUCUCAAUUAUCUAGUGCUUCUCUACUCUGUGGACGGGCGCUGUCUCGCAAAGUACAGUGCUUAUGAAUAUGCUCUUGGUUUGAAAACACUAGCAUGGUCUCCAACAAGCCAGUUUCUAGCUAUCGGCAGUUAUGAUGGCAAAUUAAGACUUCUUAAUCAUGUUACAUGGAAGACUAUCACAUCUUUUUCUCAUCCUGAAACUUUGAAUGAGAACUCGGCUGUAGUCUAUAAAGAAAUAGAAACACGUACACCUCAGCCUGUAAAGAGUGACCUUACAGACAUUCCAACUACCGCCUUGUUUUCUCCACAGAGUAAAUAUGAAGUUCAAACAUGUCCGGUAAGUAUACCCAUUGUAAAGCCUGACACAAACAAAGCUAAUCCAAAAAGAGGUGUAGGAAUAGCGGCCUUUAGCAAUGACUGUAAAUAUAUGUUCACAAGGAAUGAUAAUAUGCCUCAUACAUUGUGGAUUUGGGACAUUCAGAAGCUUGCAGUUUGUGCAGUUGUAAUCCAGUCUGCUCCUAUAAAACAUGUAGAAUGGGACCCAGUCAAGACUAGACUGGCUCUCUGCACUGGAGUGAACAAGCUGUACAUGUGGUCCCCGGCUGGAAGUUUGUGUGUGGAGGUACCAGUAGAGGGAACAUUCCAGGUGCAUUCGUUAAAGUGGCACCCUCAUGGUGGAUCAUUAUUGUUACUAGGAAAGGACAUGAUGUGCAUCUGCUAUUUAAAUGAUGUUGAAAAUGAUGUCGCAGAUUCAGAAGGGUGACAUAUCUGCUGUUUACGCAAUGAUGAAAAUGACACAUCCCCGAUUCUGAAGAGUGAUAUAUCUACUAUUUGAAUGAUGUUGAAAGAGAUGUAGCAUAUUCUGAAGGGUGACAUUCUGUGAUAUUUAUAAGAUAUUUAACAUUCCAUUUAGAGAUGUUAUUCCAUAUAUACAUGACUGAUAAUGACACAUUACACCAGUGCUAGCUUUAGGUGUAAAAUAGUGUCUUACAUGUAGUUAUAGACUUUAAAGUGUUUAGAUUGCUUAGUUAUUUCAGGUAUUUAGAAUAUUAAUAUUUAUAAUAAUGAUGCCUCUUGUUUUCUUUGUAACAUAACCAUAUUUCUGUAUAAGUAAUAUUAUAUUCAAUAGUAUAUUCCAAAAACAUCCUAUUCAUAGCGUGGCAAAUUUUUUAACAAGUUGAAAGAUAUAAAAUAUUAUAUCAGAGAUGAUCAAAGCUUUAGUCUGUGACAUGAUGAACAUGUUUUAUAGUUCUAAUGGAAAAGAAAGGAAAGAAAGACACAUGUAAACACUUGCUUACCUUUAAAUUUAUUUAUAGAUCUAAGGGAUAUAUCUGUAUACAUUUAUAAGCCAUAUAUAUAAUAUAAACAGGUAGUUGCAAAGUAUAAAUUUUUGAAUUCUUGAAGAACAAUUUGUGUCCUACACUAUGAGAUACAUUUACUAGUAUUACAGUAUAGAUGUACAGUAUGUUUUAAUGUAUUUGUUUACAUACAUGUACUAGUUACUAAAAUGCUAUGUUUUUGCAUUAUUUUCAUUUUUGAGAUAAAUGAAUGUAUUUGAAUAGCUCAAGCUAUGUUUAAUGCUAAUGUUAAAUUAUACAAUGUAUAUAGAUGUACUAACACUAACAAUCUUUCUAAUUAAUCUUUCCAAACCAAAUCCUCAGUAUAUUAAUAAUUUCACUGUACCAUGUCUUGCAAGCCUAUACAAUUUAUUGCCACUUGUGUACCCUGUCUUGUGAUUACAAACACAUGCUACUUCUGAUCACUGUACCUUACUUGGGAGUUUAUAUAUAUUAACUUAUACCGUUAUUACCAUAACAGGAAGUUAACAUGUUUAUAUAUAUACUCGAUAGCAGGAAGUA
This is a messenger RNA of Ruditapes philippinarum (Manila clam), 2613 nucleotides long. Its product is annotated as WD repeat-containing protein WRAP73-like. Bases 159 to 1517 code for a protein of 452 amino acids. Gene Ontology annotation, cellular component: mitotic spindle; microtubule organizing center; MWP complex. The record is from RefSeq and is a predicted model, not a curated record. Gene Ontology annotation, molecular function: protein binding. The transcript has 5 exons. Gene Ontology annotation, biological process: microtubule anchoring at mitotic spindle pole body; mitotic sister chromatid segregation; protein localization to mitotic spindle pole body. Lineage: Eukaryota; Metazoa; Mollusca; Bivalvia; Venerida; Veneridae.